Artibeus jamaicensis (Jamaican fruit-eating bat) is the source of this 974-nucleotide messenger RNA. RefSeq names its product regulator of G protein signaling 10 (gene RGS10). Gene Ontology annotation, molecular function: G-protein alpha-subunit binding; GTPase activator activity. The coding region runs from base 119 to 730 and encodes 203 amino acids. The record is from RefSeq and is a predicted model, not a curated record. Lineage: Eukaryota; Metazoa; Chordata; Mammalia; Chiroptera; Phyllostomidae. Gene Ontology annotation, biological process: regulation of G protein-coupled receptor signaling pathway. The transcript is spliced from 5 exons.
GCCGCUCUGGGGCGGUGCUGAGCCGGCUCCUCCUCUCCUCCUCGUCCUCCUCGCCUUCCUCCGGCUCAGCAGCCGCGCGCCCAGUCGCACCUCCUUCCAAACCCGGGCACCCGCGGAGAUGUUUAACCGCGCGGUGAGCCGCCUGAGCAGGAAGCGACCGCCGUCCGACAUCCACGACAGUGACGGGAGCUCCAGCAGCGGCCACCAGCACCCCAAGAGCACAGCCAAAUGGGCGGCCUCGCUGGAGAAUCUGCUCGAAGAUCCAGAAGGCGUGAAAAGAUUUCGGGAAUUUUUAAAAAAGGAAUUCAGUGAAGAAAAUGUUUUAUUUUGGUUAGCGUGUGAAGAUUUUAAGAAAAUGCAAGAUAAGAAACAGAUGCAGGAGAAGGCCAAGGAGAUUUACAUGACCUUUCUGUCCAGCAAGGCCUCGUCCCAGGUCAACGUCGAGGGGCAGUCCCGGCUCAGUGAGAAGAUCCUGGAAGAGCCGCACCCCCUGAUGUUCCAGAAACUCCAGGACCAGCACGAUAACAGGUUGGUUUGUGCUCUCAGACGCCAGGCUUCUGGGGGUCUGACAAAGCUGGCAUCCUCCGAUAUGACAGUGGCCUGCCCACCACCACGGUCUCUACGGGAACAGUUUCUGUCCGGCUCUCAGGUUCCUGGAGAAACCCAGCCCCUGGUCAUCUCUCCAAACACAGUGGAGAUGCGCCAAGGACCUCUUGAUACAAGCCUGUGAAUCAGUACCGUGUGAAUCCGUACUUCCCAUGGAAAAUAAAGAGAGAUUUGUUCAUGCGCCUCCCCAGACUGUUCUAUUCCACACAGAUUAUUUCAUGAUGACCAGAAACAGCCAGGAAAUCCGCCUGGUCUAGCACAUGACUGACUUUAGCUGUCUCUGAGUGUCUUGCUUGUAUUUGCAUUCUUUGGCACGUGAGAGGUGUUGAGUAAAUAUUUGAUAGAGUGACUCACUGGCCUGGCUAGCU